CCUAGAAGCACAAGUAAUUGAUACCUGCAGCCUCUGACCUUCUGGGUAGCAGAACCAGACGUCCGCUCUGCCCGUACCAAGUGACGAGCUGUAGAAUGGGAAAGAAGUAACAGCUGUCGGAAUCUCGCUACAAAUUUUGCCUGUGAGAAGGUCAAGACCUGCUCUUCUCGUGGAAGGACCAUGGAUCUUAAAGCCAUCGAGAUGCCGACUCUGGGGCGUCCCCUGCAACUGGGGAUGCUGUACGACUGCCGAGACGACCGCUUUGUCCCAGGUGUCACCUUGUGGGAUAUCAAUGACACCGAAAAGGACAUGCGCUCCCAGCCCCAGCACAGGACGGAAUUCCACAUCAUCGCCUCCGACUCCCUGGAAGAGAAGUCCAGCGCUCUCAGCAUCAGCGCCUCUCUGAAGGCGAGUUUCCUGGGGGGGCUGGUCAGUGUGGAAGGAUCAGCCAAAUACGUGAACGACACCAAGACAUCCAAGCGCCAGGCCAGGGUCACGCUCCACUACUCCACCACCACCGAGUUCAAGCAGCUGACGAUGAAGCACCUGGGCCGGCAGAACAUCACGUAUCCGGAGGUGUUCGAUAAUGGCACCGCCACCCACGUGGUGACGGGAGUCCUGUUCGGGGCUCAGGCUUUCUUCGUGUUUGACCGGGAAGUCUCCUCCACUGAGAAUGUACGGGACAUACAGGGAAGCCUCAAAGUGUCCGUGACCAAGAUCCCUUUCAUGUCGAUUGAAGGGGAAGGAUCUGCCAGUGUGAAAGAGGGAGGUAAGAAUAACAUAGAGAAUUUCCGCUGUACGUUCUACGGGGACUUUGCCCUGAAUAACACUCCAAAAACGUACAAUGAGGCCAUAGAGGUCUAUUCCUCCCUUCCCAAGCUGCUCGGAGAGAACGGAGAGAAGGCCGUGCCGGUGAUGGCCUGGCUAUACCCGCUGGAGAAGCUGGAUUCCAAAGCCGCCAAGCUGGUCCGAGAGAUCAGCAUCACUCUGGUUAAUGAGACUCAGGCCGCGCUGGAAGGGCUGACGGAUUGUCUCACCAGGGGCAACGACAUGUUGGCCUCAAAGGCAGCAGCAUUUCCUGAAAUCAGAGGCAGGGCUGAGAGGUUCCAAGAGCUCGGUCGGCUAUACAAACUCAUGUUCCAGAAACAACUGUCAAGCAUCUUACCUCACAUCCGGGGUGGAGGGAAACAGGAAGAAAGCUUGGCGGAGCUCUUGGCCAGGAAAGAACAAUCACCCUUAGGUGCCCAAAGAAUCAGUGAAUUUCUAAAUCGAAGCGAGGGGGAGAUUAAUUUUGUGAAUGCCUACCUGGUUCUGCUUGAGGAAGUAGCUAUUGCUCUUCCUGAGAAUGAACGAGAUAAAGUUCUCUUUGACCCAAACGUUAACUUUGUUUUUGCUUUCACCUUCACCUCAUUGCCGGAAGAAGUGCCUUAUCUAUCCGAGUUGAGUCUCUGGUUUCAAAAAAACUCAGUGCAAGGAACUCAGGAUCUGCCACCAUCCAGUACUGCCCUGCAGAAACCCAAAUUCAGUUUGUGGUUCAGACAGAAGGGAAUCCAGAAGAAAUUACGGAAAACUGUCAUAUCUUUUCUACAAUUUGCGAAGGCCAACAGCUCUAAUGGGAAGAUUCGGUUCAUUGUGGCAUCUGAGCAAAACGAAGACAUUCCAGCAGCUUCAAUUUAUCUCUAUGAACAGGGAGAACUGAUUGACACCAACUUUGAACUUCCCUCCAUCCCCUCUCUUCCCCAGAUUGUUAGGGUGAGGCAUGACCAUGUCCAGUUUGUACUGACCCCAACGAGGGAGGAAAGAGAGGAGAUAAAGGGUUAUUGGCUAGAGUACCGAAUAAAAGACCAGGAAGACUGGCAGGGCAAGAUGGUGGACAGGAACGAGGAAAAGAUCUCAAUAACCGGGUUAAUUCCAAGCACCCAAUAUGAGUUCAGAAUUACUGAUUUGUAUGGAUCAUGGAGGAGCCAAAGCAAUGUGAGUGACCCUGUGGAGACCCUUCCCAUCGGUCCCCCUGAAAAACUUUCAGCGGUUCUCAAGUCACAACAGGUGGUGACCCUAAGUUGGCAGACACCAAAAGACAAAUCAAAGAAAACUGUGAUCUUGGAGUACAGGGUGGAAUUCAGAGAGGAGGCCGGGGGAGCCGGUGAGCAGGGAUGGAGAGAAUGGAGACAACAGACAAUCGAAAAAGAAAAGGAGACCUGCGACAUCAGUGAAUUGAAAACUCAGUCACUCUACAGGUUCCGAGUGUCAGCCGUGUGCGUGAACGAGGAUAUCAGUGACCCCAGCAAGAGCAAGCGUAUCGGUGACCCCAGCGAGGAGAUACUGGUCUCCACCAUAAGAAAAAAAGAGAGGUUCUCGCUGGAUCCAGAAACUGCCAACGAAUACCUGUGCCUGUCCCAGGGCAAUAAAUCUGUGGAAUGGGUCAUACCACCACAGGUGGUGUCCCAGCAUCGCAAGAGAUUUGUAGGGGAAGCCUAUGUGCUGGGCUCCACCGGCUUCAAUUCGGGCCAGCACUACUGGGAGGUGGAGGUGGAAGGGAAGGGACUGUGCAAGAUCGGGGUGGCCACGGAGUCCGUGGAGAGGAAGAGUAGCCGAGGCCAUGAGGAGACCAUUUGGAGUCUGACUAUUUGCACCCCAUUCCACGUGCUCAUCGGUGACGAACCUGACCCAAACAUAGAAGUCCCACGCGUCGUGGGGGUCUUACUUGAUUACGAAGAGGGCCAGGUGACUUUCUUUAAUGCAGAAACCCAGGACGAGAUCCACACUUACCCCGCGUGUUUCAAAGAGAAAAUCUUCCCUUUACUUGGUUUUCAGGGACAGGGAACCCGCAUGACCCUAAGAUCCUGAGACAACCCCCCCACCACUCCCAGUAAGGGCAUUUGUCAAGUGCUUAGUAUGCACGAAGCACUGUACUAAACCCCGGGGUAGAUCAAAGAGAAUAAGUUCGCUUAUAGUCUAAGUAGGACUCUGCCUCCCUACUGCUCUCCUAUUCACCAAUGAAGGGGAACCUGUACCUGGUUUCAUCCUGAAAUUUCUUUCGCUCCCCCAAGGCUCUGCCCAUCUUCCCCUCUGCUUCCCCCGUCGGCUACAAUCUCCUGCCUCCGAACCCCACGGGAGGCUCCCAAGAUGUCGAGUUGCCAGACUGAUCCACUUGCUGCUUCAAGGACGGAAGCCUCUAUCUUCCCACCCUCCCCAGGGCCCGCUCGGGGAGUGUCUCUGUUUGUAGAAACCCAUCUGCUGAUUUCUUCUGCCUUCAAAAAAAAUUAAUGCUAAUAAUAAAGUUCCCAAAAAACCAUUCA
This is a messenger RNA of Ornithorhynchus anatinus (platypus), 3299 nucleotides long. RefSeq names its product stonustoxin subunit alpha-like. Bases 181 to 2847 code for a protein of 888 amino acids. The record is from RefSeq and is a predicted model, not a curated record. The transcript has 5 exons. Gene Ontology annotation, molecular function: protein binding. NCBI's taxonomy places the organism in Eukaryota, Metazoa, Chordata, Mammalia, Monotremata, Ornithorhynchidae.